This is a messenger RNA of Rotaria sordida, 277 nucleotides long. The record is from the annotation of a GenBank genome assembly. Lineage: Eukaryota; Metazoa; Rotifera; Eurotatoria; Philodinida; Philodinidae.
AUGAAUCUGAGCAAACGACUAGCUCAAAAGGCUGUCAAAGGUUGGAUUCACGGAAUUCGUACUUUUCAUCAGUUCGAUCCUUUGGCAGUGAAUCGCAUCAGUUGCCGUAAAACAUCCAGUAGCUCAGACUCAAAAACAUUCGCACUUUAACACGUUCUUCCGCGGUUUCUUCCUCUUCUCAUGCUUGCAAAACCAGGCUUUUCUUAUAAUUAAAAUAUUAACAUUCCAGUACCGAUCUAUUAACACAUGUAUCAAUGGAAAAUAGCAUAGAUCCAAG